GGAGCCGGGGAGCCGCGCCCGCUCCUCCCCGCCAUUGGCGGCCGCGAGCAGCGCCGCGUCUUUGGCUGGCGCGAUGGCCGGAGCGGGCGCCACGCGCGCCCUGGAGUGGCUCUUCGCCGGCUACUUCCUGAGCCACAUCCCCAUCACGCUGCUGCUGGACGCCCAGCCGCUGUCCUCCCGCUUCCACCCGCAGGCCCUAACAGAUUUCCUCAAAUGGUACACAACUUCAUUUAAAGAUCCCUUUAUGGAACAGCCGCCCGCCUGGUUUAAGUCAUUCAUAUCCUGUGAAGUCCUCUUUCAGCUGCCUUUCUUUCCUGUGGCAGUUUACGCAUUCUGGAAAGGUAACUGCAAGUGGAUUCGAACCCCUGCCAUCAUCUACGCAACACACGUGGCCACAACACUGGUGCCUCUGCUGACCCACUUUUUGUUCCAUGAUUUCUCGGACUCCAAGCCCACGGGACCACAGACGUGGAACGAACGCCUCUGGCUCUUGUCUGUUUACAGCCCAUAUUUGCUGAUUCCUCUCCUGCUUCUCUUGACCAUGUUGUUCAAUCCCUCAUACAACUCUGUUGAAAAAAGGAAAAAAACAUAAAUGUUUAGCACUUUGAUAAGAAAGAAAGAGCUUUUGAUCUGAAAAACUGGCCAAGUUGAUUAGCUGCCCAAUUUUUAAAAAUGUUAAGUAUAAAAAUCUGUUUAUCUGCUUGAGACCAAUGUGUGGUUGUAGGCCUACUUGUCUACCACAAAAGAUGUUGGAUUGGGUUGACUUAAAAUGAGAUAUGAAGAAUAUGUUCAGAAAAAAAUCUGUUGAUUCAACAUUUUUACCUGCUGUGUCAGGAAUAGUUGUCAGUCUUGAGAGAAUUCAACUCUUGGCAGUUCUGACUCUUCUGCCAGAGGCGAUUGUCUGACGCAUUCCUCGUCUCCCCAGAGUAAAAUGAUGUUGGAAUGGUUCAAACUUUCCCAGUCUAUUGCUGCUCAUUUCAGAUUCUUUCUAGUUUGGGGAAAUGGUUGAGGAAUUUGGUGUGGUCCUUAUCUGUUUUGCAUUCCAGUUGGUACUUGCAGGGGAGCAAGAAUGAAAGAACAAUGUUCCUUCUAAGUAGGAAAAAAACUUCUGAAUGUAAUUCUUGUUCACAUUUUAUAUUUCUGACUGAUCGUAGACAUUAAAAGGUGUGCAGAUA
Molecule: messenger RNA, 1175 nt
Organism: Eublepharis macularius
Lineage: Eukaryota; Metazoa; Chordata; Lepidosauria; Squamata; Eublepharidae
Product: sigma intracellular receptor 2-like
Exons: 3
Coding region: 74-592 (172 amino acids)
Cellular component (GO): endoplasmic reticulum
Source: RefSeq, a predicted model, not a curated record